AUGGAGAAACAAAAUGUGAAUACCCUCGAUGGGGGGAUCCCUGAGCAAUCUAUUUUCCGCCCGGAGUCUGACUUGGCUCGCUAUAUCCCUGGAGGAUUCUCACCGUCCAGAUGUAUGAGACUACAGGGCAAGUCGAUGACAUACGCCAUCUUUCUCUUCGCUGGAUGCGCAAUUCUAUUCUUUGGCUAUGACACCGCAGUAAUGAGCCAAGUAAACAACAAUGCAGAUUACAUGCAGCGGAUGGGGGUUGCCAGUGGCAGCGACAGGGACGCCGCGGCCAUUGGUGGACUCGUCAGUCUUUGGUUUGGAGGAUUUGCCAUUGGCGCAUUGCUUGUUGGAUACGUCGCUGACUCGAUUGGACGCCUCAAAACAAUCCAGCUGGGAUGUCUUUGGGGAAUCCUCGGGGCUGCUUUGUUAGCUUCGGCUACCAAUAUCACCUGGUUUGCUUUUGCCCGAGUCAUCAGUGGAAUUGGAUGUGGUCAUUUGAAUACGAUGGUCCCUGUCUGGACGUCAGAGUUGGCGGACCCCCAUUUACGAGGCGCGUUUGUCGCUGUUCAAUUCACAUUGGCAAUGGUAGGAUCCACAACUGCCUAUUGGAUGGAAUUCGGGUGUCUGAAGACACAAUCCCUCUCUUUUACCUGGCGAUUCCCACUCGGAUUUCAGAUCGUCUUUUUACUGUUCAUUCUAGCCGCGGCCCCAUUCUACCCUGAAUCACCUCGUCACUUGGCCAAGAUUGGGGAUCUCGAAGGGGCUCGCUCGGUGUUGGAGAAAUGCCGUGUCGACAAUAAUGAAAAUGCCAUUGAUACCGAGAUGGAGGAAAUUGUGUCGGCCAUUCGUGCCGAGGCUACCUCGACCUCACAUAGCUUCUACAGCAUGCUGUUCACCAAGGAUAAGCUCCACACCCGUCGUCGAGUCCUUAUUGGCUCUGGUGUACAGGUAAUGCAAAAGCUAACAGGUAUUGACUUCAUUGCGGUAUACGCUCCUAACAUGUUCGCAUUGUCUGGAUUCAAAGGAGAUAAACCUGCUCUUCUGGCAGGUGGAAAUUGGUUUGGAUACAUCGCGAGUCUUGCACUAUCUAUUUAUCUCUGUGAUCGUGUUGGACGAAGAAAGUUGAUGCUGACGGGAUGUACGCUUAUGGGAAUUGUCCUUAUUGUUGGGGGUGUUCUUUCUCAUGAGACAAUCUCUCAUUCGGAGACCGACUCGAUCUUAGCCAACAAGUAUGGCUCAGGAGUAGCAGCUGUUCUAUACAUUUAUACUUUUAUUUACGGUAGUACCUGGCUCACGACUUGCUGGGUAUAUCCCACAGAAGUUUUCCCCCUCGCAAGCCGAAGUAAGGGUGCUGCUCUGGCUACCUUUUCUUUCUCCAUUGCCGGAGGAACCAUCAACAUGAUCAUUCCCUAUCUGAUUGAAGCGAUUGGGUUCUGGGUGUUUAUUCUAUUCGCGCUGAUUAACCUGGCUUUAUUAGCACCGAUCUACCUCUUCUACGCUGAAACUGCAAAUCGCCCUCUCGAGCAGCUUGAUGUGCUUUUCUCAGGGCCUAGCUGUCUUGCCUGGAGAGCAGAGAAACACUUUACUGAGAAAAUGAACGAGCAGGCAGGGAUUCUCGGCGACGACCAGGAGAAGGCAUUCGUGGAACAAGUGGAAUAA
Molecule: messenger RNA, 1647 nt
Organism: Penicillium cosmopolitanum
Lineage: Eukaryota; Fungi; Ascomycota; Eurotiomycetes; Eurotiales; Aspergillaceae
Exons: 5
Coding region: 1-1647 (548 amino acids)
Biological process (GO): carbohydrate transport; transmembrane transport
Cellular component (GO): membrane
Molecular function (GO): carbohydrate:proton symporter activity
Source: RefSeq, a predicted model, not a curated record